This is a messenger RNA of Suillus plorans, 408 nucleotides long. RefSeq lists its product as uncharacterized. The annotation marks the transcript as partial. The record is from RefSeq and is a predicted model, not a curated record. NCBI's taxonomy places the organism in Eukaryota, Fungi, Basidiomycota, Agaricomycetes, Boletales, Suillaceae. The transcript has a single exon.
AUCAGCAAGGCUUUGCAACAGCAUUCUGAGGCUAUCCGAAAUGCAAUCAAUCGUUACAAUAUCCAGGCAGUCGCUCUAAACCCCCCACAUCCGAAGAUUUUAUGGAAAGAUAUUGCUGACUACAGUUUUCUUGGCGAGUUUGAUCUUUUACGCCAUUUGCGCACUGAUAUUCGGACCAACGAUUGGGCAAAACCAGCCCAUCGCAAAGCAACUACUAAGUAUUUCAAAUUAUGUCGAGCUCAUAAAGAAGUUACGCGACUUAACGUUGAAAUUCGCCGCUUACGCACUGCCAUUCACACUGAAGAAAUUCAAACAACUGCCAUCAUACAGGAUCUACUCAUUUCAGAUCAAAGGCUUGCUUGCGAGCUGCAGCACCAUUGGCGUUCGCGUGCCGCUAUCAAUGCAGUA